AUGAGAGAACUUGACCCUGCGCUAUACACUAUAGCAUGGAUCACUCCCUUGGAGAUUGAGGCUCAGGCAGCUCUUCAUAUGCUUGACAAUCGCCACGACGGAAGAUUCCCCAUCAGUCGAGGCGACGACUACGUCUUCCUCGCGGGAGAUAUCAAUGGUCAUAAUAUAGUCAUCGCAACUUUGCCAGCCGGUCAAGAGUAUGGAACCGGAUCAGCCGCUGCUCUUGCUAGCCAAAUCAAAAAGUUCUUCACCAACCUCUGGUUUGGGCUACUCGUUGGAGUCGCGGCAGGUCUGCCGAACCUACAAAAGAUACCGCCAAUCGAUAUACGCCUUGGCGACGUACUUGUUGGACUAUCUGACGGAGAAAGUGCCGGCUUGGUUGCGUAUGACUUGGGAAAAGAGACAACUGAUGGAUUUCAGCUUCUGAGAUCUGGCCGGGUCCUGGCGAAUACAGAAACAGUCAUCAGAUCGGCUAUUGGCAACAUCAAGAUCAGAGCCCCAGAUGACGCUGAUUCCUUCCUCAUGUUCUACAAGGAGAUGAAAGACAAAGAACACCCAGGAGGGACGUUUGCAGAUCCUGGCCAAAAUAAGGAUAUCUUCUACGAUGUCCGUGGCGAUGGAGUUGAUAGACCCGUCCAGAGAAUGCAGCGGCCUACGGAAAGACGAACUCGGGUAUGGUACGGCUGUAUUGGGUCUGGAGACAAAUUGACGAAAAGCACCCUCAAGCGAAAUGAAAUAAGAGACCGUUAUGGGGUGAUCGGUUUGGAGAUGGAGGCUGCAGGGACGAUGAAUCGCAUACCUGUUGGAGUGAUCAGAGGCGUUUGCGACUAUGCCGACCAGCACAAGAAUAAGGAAUGGCAGCCUUAUGCUGCCGCAAUGGCCGCAGCGUAUGCGAAAGCUGUAGUAUAUGAGUUGGGCCGGGAUAUGGCAAAGCAAUUGAUUUGCGGUACCAUUCUAUGUGAUCUUCCACCAACUACAGACCGGUUCUUCGGUAGAGGAACUGAGCUUUCGGAGAUGAUAGCAUGCCUCGAAGCCACAAGUCAACGAAAAGGCGUCGUUAUUUGUGGAAUAUCCGGAUCUGGCAAGACACAGCUGGUUCGCGAGUAUAUUGCACAACGGAACGGAAAAUUCUCUGCCAUCUUAUGGAUCGAUUCAUCCUCAGACGAAAUCAUAGAAGAGUCCUUUUUAACUUGCUCGGACCGUAUUUGCGAAACAUACCCCGAGUUUCGGGCAGGGAGGGAGAACUCUUCAUCGCGUCAGCUUGUUCUAGAAUGGCUUCGAACAGCGCCCAACGGGAACUGGUUGACUGUGAUCGAUAACGCCAAUGGCCCUAUCCCGAACAGGCGCCUAUUGGAGCCGUUUCUGGACAUGAAUCAUGGUUCUUUAUGCGUCCUUUCGACAAAUCUAAUUACGGCAAGAGCUCUGCGGCUCAAACAAAUUCUUGUUGAGCAUCUGGACAUCCAGGCGUCUCAGUCGCUUCUCUUGUGGAGAGCUUACGAGGACGGUGUGGAUCAUGAAGCAGAUGUAUUUGGACCUUUCGCGAUUCCUCUCUCACUCGUGUACAACCUGGAGCUGAUUGAAGUUGAUGGUAAUGAAAAUCAGGGCCCAUGGGAACAGCUGCAGGCUCUAGCCAAGAGCAAGAUCAAACUCAACAAGGCCAUCGACGAGCUAAGCCAAAUCUUUCUUGCGACCAAGAAGCAAGCAAACGACCAUACUCUGCUGUCAUUCUCCCUCCAUACUUCCAUCUGCCAGUGGAGACUUGCUACCAUGGAAGACCGAGACACCUGGAUCAUUCAAGCAACUUACAGUCUCUCAAGGCACAUUCUAUCAGUGCACGACAAAUGUGAAGUCUUAAGUUUAUUCAACAUAUUUAACCGUUGUCUGGAUCUGUUGUGGAAGCACGUCGAAGCACGCGAUAUCGACAUAUAUGGGAGGUUUGCCGAGGCCUACUUUACGGUAUGUCUAUGUGGCGCUGAUGUUUACCUUUUGAUGGGGAAGUCCGAAAUUGCCAAGACUAUGUUUACUUCGGCGAUCGAGUAUAUUCGGUCCUCAAGCCGAGGAGACCCGGAUGAGAAAAUACUUCUGCAGCUUCUUUGUGGUUUGGCAAGAUCGUGUGAGAACACAAGGGAGUUUGAAAUAGCUGAAGAGGCUUUGUCAUCAGCUGCGACCAUCUCAGAGCGCUUGAACGGCCACAUGAAUGAUCAAACCGUCAGUCUUGUUUCACGACUUAAAACGGUGAGAGAUCAUAUGUUGACCGAGCUGGAAAAUCGCAAGCGGGCUUUGAUUGCUAGCACAGGACCAAAACUUUCGCCGACUUCUAAUGCGCAUUCCUUACUCGAACCUGAGUACGAGAACCUUGACCAGCACCAGAGAGAAAUUAUUCCUGAAAAAGGUGGCCAUGACUCUUCUACUAAAGCUAGCUCCUCCACCCUGGAGUCAAUGGAUCGUCUGCUAGACUUGGCUUGGGAACUUCGUUUUAACGACCCUAUUCUUGUCUUUAGCUUACAAGACGAUGAAAACCCGUUUUUAGGUUUAACUGAUGCUUCGCCAAUGACCUUUCAGGGUAGGCUGAACAUCACGACAUACAAGCCCGUUGAUAUCAAGUCGAUCUACAUUGAAAUCAGUGUAUCCGGAACAGCCCAGAAUGAUACGGAAGACUGGAAACUUAGAAAAGGAAAACAACGAAGUGGAGAUGGCCUUUACUUCCAAUGCUGGAGACUUAGGCUCUUCGAUGCCCAUGCCAUCCCCGACACAAAAUUUGGGAAUUGCACCUUUAUUCUCGAUGAAGGGAACUCGCAAAGAAAUUCAAGAAGGCCUGAGAAUGACGGUGUUGCUAUGGCAGAGCAUGUUUCCUUCCCACCUGGGUCUUACAGUUACCCGUUUGAGUCACCCAUUGAUUGUCUUUAUGCCCACGCCGAGAACUGCUUCAACCAACACACCAGGUGGACUGUUUCACCUCAGGAAACAUUUACCGGUCAUUCAAAUUCCGAAUCAGCUGAGGGAGAAGAAAAGCAUUCCCAGGAAUAG
Molecule: messenger RNA, 3027 nt
Organism: Fusarium musae
Lineage: Eukaryota; Fungi; Ascomycota; Sordariomycetes; Hypocreales; Nectriaceae
Exons: 4
Coding region: 1-3027 (1008 amino acids)
Biological process (GO): nucleoside metabolic process
Molecular function (GO): catalytic activity
Source: RefSeq, a predicted model, not a curated record